Molecule: messenger RNA, 2017 nt
Organism: Sorex fumeus (smoky shrew)
Lineage: Eukaryota; Metazoa; Chordata; Mammalia; Eulipotyphla; Soricidae
Product: serine/threonine-protein phosphatase 2A regulatory subunit B'' subunit beta-like
Exons: 13
Coding region: 2-1549 (515 amino acids)
Biological process (GO): protein dephosphorylation
Cellular component (GO): protein phosphatase type 2A complex
Molecular function (GO): calcium ion binding; protein phosphatase regulator activity
Source: RefSeq, a predicted model, not a curated record
CAUGCGCCUGCGGGAGCUGUCCCUGCGCCAGGACCCCGACCUGCGCCAGGAGCUGGCCGCGCUGGCCCGCGGCUGCGACUUCGUGCUGCCGUCCCGCUUCAAGAAGCGCCUCAAGGCCUUCCAGCAGGUGCAGCGCAGGAGGGAGGAGCCUCUGCCGCCGGCCCCCAGCCGGGACAUCCCCGCCUUCUACUUCCCCAGAGGCCGCCCGCAGGACACCGUCAACGUGGACGCCGUCAUCGCCCACAUUGAGAGGACCUUUGCCGACUUCCCGCAGGAGAGGGCCACCAUGGACGACAUGGGCCGCGUGGCCAAGGCCUGCGGCUGCCCGCUCUACUGGAAGGGGCCGCUCUUCUACGGCGCCGGGGGAGAGCGCACGGGCUCCGUCUCCGUGCACAAGUUCAUCGCCAUGUGGAGAAAGGUCCUGCUGAGCUGCCACGACGAUGCCGCCAAGUUCGUGCACCUGCUCAUGAACCCCGGCUGCAACUACCUGGUCCAGGAGGAUUUCGUCCCCUUCCUUCAGGACGUGGUGAACUCCCAUCCCGGCUUGUCCUUCCUGAAGGAGGCAUCCGAGUUCCACUCGCGCUACAUCACCACCGUGAUCCAGAGGAUCUUCUACACCGUGAACAGGUCCUGGACGGGCAGGAUCACCUGCGCAGAGCUGCGCAGGAGCACCUUCCUGCAGAACGUGGCGCUGCUGGAGGAGGAGCCGGACAUCAACCAGCUGACGGAGUUCUUCUCCUACGAGCACUUCUACGUCAUCUACUGCAAGUUCUGGGAGCUGGACACGGACCACGACCUGCUCAUCGACGCCGACGACCUGGCCCGGCACAACGACCACGCCAUCUCCACCAGGAUGAUCGAGAGGAUCUUCUCGGGGGCCGUGACGCGGGGCAAGAAGGUGCAGAAGGAAGGGAAGAUCAGCUAUGCCGACUUUGUGUGGUUCCUGAUCUCCGAGGAGGACAAGAAGACCCCCACCAGCAUCGAGUACUGGUUCCGCUGCAUGGACCUGGACGGGGACGGCGCCCUGUCCAUGUUCGAGCUGGAGCACUUCUACGAGGAGCAGUGCCGCCGGCUGGACAGCAUGGCCAUCGAGGCCCUGCCCUUCGAGGACUGCCUCUGCCAGAUGCUGGACCUGGUGAAGCCGCAGACCGAAGGGAGGAUCACCCUGCGCGACCUGAAGAGGUGCAAGCUCGCCGGCGUCUUCUUCGACACCUUCUUCAACAUCGAGAAGUACCUGGACCACGAGCAGAAAGACCAGAUCUCGCUGCUCCGGGACAGCGACAGCGAAGGGCCCGAGCUCUCGGACUGGGAGAAGUACGCUGCCGAGGAGUAUGACAUCCUGGUGGCCGAGGAGGCUGCAGGGGAGGCCUGGGAUGACGGGUACGAGGCGGAGCUGAGCCCCGUGGAGCAGAAGCUGAGCUCGCUGCGUCCAGCCCUGGCCCAGAGGCCCUUCUUCGAGUCCCCGAGCCCGCUGGGGGACGUCGAGCUGUACGAGUACGAGAGCGAGGAGGAGGAGGAGGAAGAGGAGGAGGACCUGCAGCCGUCCUGAGCUCCGGCCGGCGUCUCCUCCGCGCGCACUGCGACGCAGGGCGGCUGGCGUGGGGCUGCUUGUCUGCGACGGGGGAGGUUCGCCCAGCGUGAAACUGCGCAGGGCGGCUUGGCCGUGGGCGUGUCCCACCCAUCCCGGGGGCCCGACGACCCCAGGCCGGGCCUGGCAGGAGAGACAGUGGCCUCUGGGCACCCCAAGGUGGGGCCAGCCGCCGUGGGCCCUCCCUCCAUGCUGCGCCCGGCACUCCCAGGUCCGGACAGGGAGCGGCGGAGGCCUCACGGGUUCCCGGGGGCGCCCACGGCCGCCGGCACCCAGCAGUGCAGCUGUGGGCCCCCGGUCGGCUGCCACCAGCACCCUGGCCCUGUCCAAGGGAUUGUACAGAAUUUGUAAAGCUCCUUUUUCUCUUGCCGUGCAGAGCUGUUGAAAGAUGUUUUAUGAAAUCGUUUGUACUUUGCAAUAAAGAAUGGU